This is a messenger RNA of Thunnus maccoyii (southern bluefin tuna), 901 nucleotides long. RefSeq names its product RPA interacting protein (gene rpain). The transcript is spliced from 7 exons. The coding region runs from base 134 to 817 and encodes 227 amino acids. NCBI's taxonomy places the organism in Eukaryota, Metazoa, Chordata, Actinopteri, Scombriformes, Scombridae. Gene Ontology annotation, cellular component: nucleus; PML body. The record is from RefSeq and is a predicted model, not a curated record. Gene Ontology annotation, biological process: protein import into nucleus.
UUCCGGAGCACGAGGAUAAAAGCAAGCUGAAAUGUUUUGUUAUUGUAGUCUUCUCCAACUUCAGCUAGUUUCAUUUAACAAAUCUGUCUAGACAUAUGUAGCUCUCUGUUUUCUAGCAGCGUUAGCACUACCAAUGGACGCUUUGCACAGACACCGUUCACUUUAUAAAGGAACGACGCCGCCAUGGAAAGAAACAUACCGAAAGCGGUGUGUAGACAGGCUGAAAAACAGCCGGUCGAGGCUGCUGGACAGGUACCGUCAGAUGGGAGAGAGCCCGCAGCGCUGCGGCUCCGGGGCCUCCAUCAUCGUCCAGGAGGUGAUGGAGGAGGAAUGGACCGCCCUGCAGUCAGAGAACCGGACACUGCCCUCGCUGUGGGGGCCAGAGGGCAUGGCAGAGAUGUUCAGUGUCAUGAAAGAGUAUGAUGAGCUGGCAGUGCUGGAGGAAAUCCAACAAGAGCUCAUGUCUCAAGAAAUGUCUAUUAUUGAAGAAUACGAGAAAAACCUGCUGUUUGAGCAGCAGUACAUAUCGUCUGUUGUGGAAGGGAUGGAAGAGAUGCAUAUUAUUUGCCCCAUAUGUCACAUGAACAACUUGAAUAUCAACAGCCAUUUCAUCUCCUGCCCCUGCGGACUGUACAUCAACACUAAGAAACAGAACAUCACCCCCGACGUCCUGCGACAUCUUCUGGAGUCCAGGGUGUCGGAGCACAUGGAGGACUGUCUCCACAACCCCGUCUUCUCUGUAGCUCCCAACACAGACGGCUCUCCCAACCUGAUGAUAAGCUGCAAGGUUUGUGACUACCUGUCCAUCGUCCUGUGAGUGACUUGACUCGAGGGAUUGGAUUUUGAGUUUUUUUUCGUGUUCUCUGUAUGUUCUGUGAAUAAAGCUAUAUUUUAUAUUUAA